Messenger RNA from Phycomyces blakesleeanus NRRL 1555(-), 899 nucleotides. RefSeq lists its product as hypothetical. Gene Ontology annotation, molecular function: protein binding. NCBI's taxonomy places the organism in Eukaryota, Fungi, Mucoromycota, Mucoromycetes, Mucorales, Phycomycetaceae. The transcript is spliced from 3 exons. The coding region runs from base 1 to 870 and encodes 289 amino acids. The record is from RefSeq and is a predicted model, not a curated record.
AUGCUUAGCCGAAAACUUCUAACUGCUACUUAUCCUUUGGCUCGCCCAUCCAACUUGCGUUUACAACAAUGCGCUUUCCAUGCAUUGAGACCUAGCAUUGUUCUGUUCAAGGCAAAGAACAAAAAGGGGGGUGUAGUUGAGCUAUUGGAUGAAAACGAUCCCGAAUUUUUAGACAUUGAAGAUGUCAAAGCAGCUGAAGCCUCUCUUGCUAGAGAACUCAGCAUGGAAAAUACACCCGACUCUGGCCACAAUACUAACGUAUUCAACUCUUUUUAUGACGUUCUUGUUUCCGAGACUCGCAACCCCAAAGAACUACAUGCUAUGCCCAAAGAGACUCGCUUGAACAACCUGCUCCAGCAUGUCAAGCAGCCUGAUGAGGCCGAUAAGUUGCCAAAGCUUGUAGAACAGUGGCGCAACAAGCGUCUUCCAAUAACUCCAUUCACAUCCAGCAAGCUGAUCCAGUCUGUGUGUGAAGUUGGUCGUGGUGAUAUUGCAUAUAAGCUUUUAGGAGAUCGCUAUCGUUAUGGCCUCUUCCCCAGCAGUGGCGACUUUGAAAAGACUAUUGAGACACUCUGCAAGGCUAACGAACUUGACAAGGCAUUGGUUACAUUGGCUAUGGCACCUUUAUACAAAUCUUCCCUGACUGGCAACAUGUAUGCAACAUUGGUAGAUGGCUUUUCAGAAAAUGUUGAUGAUGAGAACGCCAUUGAGAAAGCUGCGCAGAUUGCUGAGGAGUUUAUUAAGACUACCGAGAAAAUUGAGAAGAAGGAGAAUGCAAAAGACGCAUUGACAAAACUUGCAGAUUUGCUUGUAAAAUGUGGUGACGAGAACAGGGCACAAGCCGUCCAAUCAUUCGUUGCCACCAUCUAAAUAAAAUUAUAAUAAAAUUACAUACACAU